UUGUAAACGGUCACUCUAGUGGAAAACAAUUUGUAAACAAAAGAAGCUUUAAAGUUUGCCGGAGCAAACCAGACAUGACAGAAACGAAUCCCAGUGAAAUAGCUUCCCCAAGCGAAGAGACACCCGCGGAGGACGAAUCCACUAACCAAUCUCCGCCAGAGGCAGUGCUGAGCAAUAACUCCUCGAGUGUCUGCAAUGUUGUGGAGCCGGACGAUGAGCACGAAGUCAAUUCCGUGGAUCGGGAGGACACCGCCAGUUUGUUCAGCACUACUACAACCACCACCAGGAGCAAAUCGCCCAACACACGGAAAUUGAAUCGCCUGUGUCGGCGUGUUAAGGCGCCAAAAAUGGUUCAGCCUUUGUACAAAUAUAGCUCCCAUGUUCGCGAAGACCACAACCACCAGAUCUUCGGGGUGCAGUUCAAUCCGUUUCUGGACAGAAGCCAGCCGCAGGUGUUCGCCACCGUUGGCAAGGAUCGGGUUUCCAUUUAUGAGUGCGAGAGGAACACCGGCCAGGAGUCCUGCGAAGGCAUUCGACUGCUGCAGGUCUACGCAGACCCAGAUACUGAUGAAAGUUUCUACACAUGUGCUUGGUCUUACGACUCUGUGACCGGUGAUCCCGUCCUGGCCGCGGCUGGUUACCGCGGUGUCAUCCGCAUUUUUAACCCGGUGAAGCACCAGUGCAGCAAAAACUACAUUGGUCACGGUCACGCCAUUAAUGAGCUGAAGUUCCAUCCGACUAGACCGCAGUUACUACUGUCCGGCAGCAAGGAUCACUCUCUGCGCCUUUGGAACAUUCAGUCGGACGUAUGUGUGGCAGUUUUCGGCGGUGUGGAAGGACACCGCGACGAAGUGUUGUCAGUUGACUUCGAUUUGCGCGGUGAUCGCAUCAUGUCUAGUGGAAUGGAUCAUUCAUUGAAGCUCUGGCGACUGGAUAAACCCGAUAUAAAAGAGGCCAUCGAACUGAGCUCUGGUUUUAGUCCCAACAAAAAUACGGGUCCGUUUCCCACGAUCAAGGAGCACUUUCCGGACUUCUCUACGAGGGAUAUACACCGCAAUUAUGUGGAUUGCGUUCAGUGGUUUGGCGACUUUGUCUUUUCGAAAUCCUGCGAGAACUCAAUUGUGUGUUGGAAGCCGGGCAAACUUUCGGCCCCAUGGCAUGAGAUUAAGCCGCAGGAGUCGGCCACCACAGUCCUGCAUCACUUUGACUAUAAGAUGUGCGAGAUUUGGUUCGUCCGUUUCGCCUUCAACGCCUGGCAAAAGAUUCUGGCGUUGGGCAACCAACUGGGCACAACCUUCGUUUGGGAACUGGACUGUAAUGAUCCCAAUUUGACAAAAUGUAGCCAGCUAGUUCAUCCGAAGAGCAACUCCACCAUCCGGCAGACUUCCUUCUCCAAAGACGGUUCCAUUUUGGUUUGCGUUUGCGACGACAGCACCGUGUGGCGAUGGGAUCGUGUUAAUUAAGGCUUCUAGACUAUUAUAUUUUCUUUAAGAAAAAAGAUUUCUCUAAAUCAGAUACAAUAUUUAUUAAACCAAGAGUUCUCCUCAGUGUAA
Drosophila santomea is the source of this 1553-nucleotide messenger RNA. It is a transcript of the gene escl, whose product is annotated as polycomb protein esc. The record is from RefSeq and is a predicted model, not a curated record. Gene Ontology annotation, biological process: negative regulation of transcription by RNA polymerase II. Gene Ontology annotation, cellular component: ESC/E(Z) complex. NCBI's taxonomy places the organism in Eukaryota, Metazoa, Arthropoda, Insecta, Diptera, Drosophilidae. The transcript is spliced from 3 exons. The coding region runs from base 75 to 1463 and encodes 462 amino acids. Gene Ontology annotation, molecular function: protein binding; nucleosome binding.